This is a messenger RNA of Marmota flaviventris (yellow-bellied marmot), 1736 nucleotides long. NCBI's taxonomy places the organism in Eukaryota, Metazoa, Chordata, Mammalia, Rodentia, Sciuridae. The record is from RefSeq and is a predicted model, not a curated record.
UUUUUCUAUUUUUUUCUCUCAAUAGUUCAGAAUGAAAUCAUUGUCCUUACAACAAAUACAGAAGAUACUAUGAAAAAUAGAGUGAGGAGAACAGAAAUCAAUGUAGAAGGGGAAGCAAAAAAUAAGGACACGGUCAUGGAAGUUGACAGACAGUCAAGCUAUCAAGCACAUGAAACUGUUAAUGAUAGCAAGGAAAAUCAUCGACCAGAACCAUCAGUACCAGACCACAAACUGAAUCAGCUUGGUGCAGAAAAGAUGAAAAGGCAAGAUGCAGCAAUUCAGACAAUCCCUUCCAGCAACAGUUCUGAGGGGAAUCACCAAGAUCGUAAUGUGCGUGCUUUCAAAGUUGAUGAAAGUGUGCAAACUUCAAAUAACAAACCAACUCAACACCUAUCUUUAAAUCUACAAAAUCAUGUAACUACCUCAAGAGAAUUGAGGAUUCAGAGCACCCCAGUUGUAUAUUCAGAAGACAGACUUGCCAUAAAAGAUCCAACUUGUGCACAAGGCAAUGAUGAUCCUUUGUCUCCUAUAGAUGGAAUUGAUAAAUAUUCAGCUGCUUCUUAUCUAAAGAAUCUGCCAAUUUACAGACAAGACUAUAAUCCCAAGCCAAAACCUUCAAAUGAAAUUACAAGAGAGUAUAUACCCAAAAUUGGAAUGACUACUUAUAAAAUAGUACCUCCCAAAUCCCUGGAUAUACUGAAAGACUGGGAAUCAGAAACCAUAGGGUAUAAAGAUGAUCAAAAGAUACAUGCUUCAGGGAAUGUGAAGGAGGUGGCCCUGCAAACACAAGACCUUUUUACUUCUGAAGGCCCAGGGGAGCUACAGGUAGACCCUAAACCAAAGCCUAACUUGAGAACAGAGCAACAGUUGCACAGGGCUGUGAGCUCACACGAUGGUGCUGUGACUAAUCCUUGGAAACUUCCCAGAAUGACUAGAGACAUUGGCACAGCUCCUUUUGCACCAAAUUUGGAAGAAAUAAACAAUAUUUUGGAAUCGAAAUUUAAAUCUGGAUCAAAUCCCCAGGCCAAACCAAGUUCUUUUUUCUUGAAGAUGCAGAAGAGAGUAUCAGGUCAGUAUGUGACAUCUGCAGCUGCCAAGAAUGUCCAUACUAUCCCUAAUCCUUCCCCCAAGGAACUAACAAAAAAAGAGAUGGAAAGGGACACACUGCCUCAUUCAGAACAGACACUUUCUCCCUUAAGUAAAACUACUCACCCAGCUCCACAGCCCCAAACUAAAAAGAUGGAAGAUGACAUCAUCAACCAGAAACCUGCUGAAACCUCUCCUCCUCCUAUAGCUCCCAAGCCUAUGCCUCUUCCCACUAGUCAGGUAGCAGCGGUAACGAAGAUUCUGAAAACUUUUGGUGCCCCAAGACCAUACUCAAGUUCUGCUCCUUCACCAUUUGCCCUUGCUGUUGUGAAGAGGUCACAGUCUUUCAGUAAGGCACAGCCCGAGUCACUCAGUUUGGGUGCAUCCAACCAACCUCCAGCUCACCCAGAGGAUGGGAGGACUUGCUGUGUACACAGGUGUGCAGACAUCCCACAAAUUGAUAUGAUGGAUAAGCAAAAUAACUCUGCACAUAAUGAACAAAAUUCUCCAACACCAACUCCAGCUGACUGCCCAUAAUUCACCCUUAGGAGACAAAGUUCUUUAACAUUCCAAAGCCCUGACCCAGAACAGAUCUGACAGAGUUUGCUGACUGCAAUCUGUUCUGGAGAGGCUGCUGCCAAAUUGAAAGG